Molecule: messenger RNA, 294 nt
Organism: Dipodomys ordii (Ord's kangaroo rat)
Lineage: Eukaryota; Metazoa; Chordata; Mammalia; Rodentia; Heteromyidae
Product: integrin alpha-11-like
Exons: 2
Source: RefSeq, a predicted model, not a curated record
GUGGGAGUCGUUCAGUAUGGAGAAGACGCAGUCCAUGAGUUUCACCUCAAUGACUAUAAGUCUGUAAAAGACGUGGUGGAAGCUGCCAGCCAUAUUGAGCAGAGAGGAGGGACCGAGACCCGGACAGCAUUUGGCAUUGAAUUUGCUCGCUCGGAAGCAUUCCAGAAGGGUGGAAGGAAAGGGGCCAAGAAGGUGAUGAUUGUCAUCACAGAUGGGGAAUCUCAUGACAGCCCGGACCUGGAGAGGGUGAUCCGGCAAAGCGAGAGGGACAACGUGACCAGAUACGCCGUAGCC